AUGUCUGGUAAGUCAAAUGAUGAGCUGAUUGCUAGUUUUUCAUCAGACUUGAGCGCUUUUGCAUUUCAAGCGAAUUGUGCGCAGAAGAAUUUCCUUGAUUUAUAUCCACUAGUUGCUACUAAUGACUACAACGUUAACAGUUCAUUAGUCAAUCGUAUUGAAUACGAUGCUAUGGAUUUGUCCGUUUCCGAAGUAAAGUUUCUUACAUGGUGUUGUACGUCGAAAGACGGUCCUGCGGCAAAAGUAAAGAGAAAGAAUAGUGGCGAAGAAGCAGUAGAGGACUCGAAGGAUGAGUGCUCAUUAGUAAAUGUAUUCCCACAUGGUAAGAUUGUUAUAUUUUCUCCAAAUGGACAGAACAUUGUAAACAUCAUUCAGAAUAAGAAGGAGCUUUUGGGCAUUUACACAACGGGUUCGUCGAUUUGGAUUUUAGACGAAGAAAAGACCGUCAAACAUUUCACUUCCACUUCACCGAAGCCACUUAAGACAUUUCACCUAACUGAUGGCAAAAAUGAGGAAAUCAAAAACUUUCAGGUUUUGCAGUUUGCACAAAAGACUUGGUUGGCAGUGGCAUUAGAAGAUGCAGUUUACAUCAUCGAUCCAACGAAGAGACGACCCACAACUGUCGCCAAAUUGGAAGUUUUUGGCUGUACGAGUUGCAGGCCAUUAGAUGAAGAGCACGUCAUAAUUGCUGACGUAGAGAAGGUAUCCGUUGUGAACCUCAAACAAAAUGAAGUUAUCCAAUCGUGGAACAUAGAGGCAAAAAGGGUAGCUGUGAUCGAUCAAAUGGUAGCUGUUCUUGACGUCGAGGGGACGCUGUCUAUAUUUAAGACUGGUUCUUCUAAACCUGUUUCUAGAAUCCAAGUGGAAAACUGUGAAAUAAUCGACUUCAAGGAAACUUCUACAGGUAAUAUUAUUUUGGCCUGGUUGAACGUGAACGAGCCCAGAUUCGAAAUAGUCACCCCAAAACAAAUUUCUUCUACUGAAUCCAUAAUAAUCACCUUGCCGAAGGCAGAGGUUACUCAGGUUUCCACACAAGAUCUUCGUCCCGCUCAAGACUCAGAAGAUUCUGUUUCAGGCCCUACAGCACCUGCAAAGGUCACCAAGUCUGAACAGGGCAAACUGAACCAACAACUAAUAGAUGCAUUGACUGGGAAUGUUCAAAAUAGCACUUUAAUCGACAUUAUAUGCAUUGAAAAGUGGUCGGAGACCAAUAUUAAAGAGCUUAUCAGAACUGAACUUUCCCACGAUGCAUGCAACACGCUCUACAAUGCUAUUGCUGAAUUCCUAGCAAAAGAUGUCUGGCAUACGAACCCUCGGUUGCAUUGGUGGUUAAACUGGCUUUUAAUAUUGCGUUCUACACACAUAGAGGCUUUAAACUCUCAUAAUAAAACUACAAAGCGUCUCAAAUCCUCUCUUAAGUCAUGUAGCGAAGCAUUCCCGGUCCUAUUAUCGAUCCAGGGUGCGCUAGAAAUGCUAAAGGCGCAAGCGAAGUUAAGGCAUGACCUUGCACAAAUGACCUUAAAAGAGCAGGAUCCUAUAGCUACGGAAACAAUGCAGGAAAACGAAGUCCUAUAUGUAAAUGGAGAGGGUGACGACUUUGCAUAG
This is a messenger RNA of Eremothecium sinecaudum, 1605 nucleotides long. RefSeq names its product Utp9p (gene UTP9). The coding region runs from base 1 to 1605 and encodes 534 amino acids. Gene Ontology annotation, molecular function: protein binding. The record is from RefSeq and is a predicted model, not a curated record. The transcript has a single exon. Lineage: Eukaryota; Fungi; Ascomycota; Saccharomycetes; Saccharomycetales; Saccharomycetaceae.